AUUAUAACACGGUCUCCAAAAGCAUGUUUUUGAGAAUGGGUGUCACAAAACGCACCGUUUUGGACGGGGUUUUCGUCUUUGCCGAUGAAGAACGACACCGUUUCACUGCAAAACAGAGCUGGGAACUCGAAGCCGGCCACUGCAACGACAGUGUACAGGUUUAAGAGAGGGCGCGAGCGGGAGAGAUUGGAAGUCGAAUCCCCAACUGGAGCACCCACUAUGCUUCUUGUCCGAUCAACGGCAGUGGUUUUCGCAGGGUACCCAGGCAUGAGGCGAAAUGAAGUCCUUGUCCAGAAAUUUGGAAUGAACUACAACACACUGCCAUAUAUCAGGGAAAGGUGCUGUUUCUCAAUUAGAAGUCUGUAUUUUAGAGUCUUAAGAAUUAUGAAUUAAGAAUCAUAAAGUAGAAAUGGAGCACAAUUAUUAUAUUCAUACAAUUUCAUUUUGAAUUUGGCCAACUUCCCGCCUUUGACAAGAAGUACAAGUCAGAUAUCUAAAAAUGUCAGGUCUUGCACUCUUACUAGCCUUCUUCGUUCAUUUUCUUCCCCCAAAUAAACUUUUAGUCAUCUUCCGUUGGAUCAUUAUUGUGUUGAUCUACUUAGCUCAACUGAAAUCCUUCAUCAGCAAUGUGAAUCCUAUUUUUUCCUUCCAGCUCUAUCCGGGGUCAUGUCAUAUACCAAAUGUUCUUUAUUGUCUGUGUUCUUCAUUAAAUGAAAAUAAUCUUUUGUAAUA
Molecule: messenger RNA, 732 nt
Organism: Vitis vinifera (wine grape)
Lineage: Eukaryota; Viridiplantae; Streptophyta; Magnoliopsida; Vitales; Vitaceae
Exons: 2
Coding region: 85-393 (102 amino acids)
Source: RefSeq, a predicted model, not a curated record